AUGAUUUUCACUUCAUUAACAAAAAUUUUAAAUAAAUCCUCAUCGUCAGCCUUAAAUAAAACCUUUGAUAUCAAUUCGAAAUCAAUUUCAAUUAAUUUUGAAAAAUCUAAUAAUCAAAGUACUAUUAUUUUAAAUAAUCCACUUGGUAACAAAGGUGGUAUAUCAAGAACUUUUAAUUAA
This is a messenger RNA of Dictyostelium discoideum AX4, 180 nucleotides long. RefSeq lists its product as hypothetical. NCBI's taxonomy places the organism in Eukaryota, Evosea, Eumycetozoa, Dictyosteliales, Dictyosteliaceae. The transcript has a single exon. The coding region runs from base 1 to 180 and encodes 59 amino acids. The record is from RefSeq and is a predicted model, not a curated record.